AUGAAGCCCAUCACCAAACCCGUCCCGUCAGCUGAAGAGACCAUCAAUGGCAACGGUACUCAUGAAGCCCCUGUCGACAAGAUGACUUGGCAAGGCUGGGUCGAGAUUGAGUCCGAGCCUGCCAACUUCAACUUGAUGCUCAAAGAGUACGGCGUCAAGGGUGUCCGAGUCAAGGAAGUGUGGUCCCUCGACGGCCUCGACAUCCUCCCACAGCCGGUAUAUGGAGCCAUUCUGCUGUUCCGCUACCGAGACAUUUGCGUCGAAGAAGAAGCCGAACCGUGCCCGUACAGCCUCUGGUUCGCCAAUCAAACCGCCGAAAACGCCUGCGCCACUACAGCUUUGCUCAAUUUGAUGCUGAAUGUACCGGAAGUAGACCUCGGAGAGCCCCUCACCCAGUUCAAGCAAUUCACGAAAGGCUUCACUUCGGUCCUCCGUGGCCAAGAAAUCGCGAAUUUCGAGUUCAUCAAGAAGAUACACAACUCCUGGGCCAAGAAAACGGACAUCCUCAACGCCAACUUAUGUAUGCAGAACUCCUAUGAUGCCCGAAACAAGCCUACUAGGAAGCGCAAAGCGUCCGAGGCAGUCGACGACGACGAGGACGUUCCGUACCAUUUCAUCGCAUUUGUGCCGGUAGAGGGUAGUGUUUGGAGACUCGAUGGCCUGGAUAAAGAACCAUCACGAAUCGGGGACGUAACAGACGCAGGCUGGCUUUCGGUCGCUGUCGAGAGAAUUGGGGCCAUCAUGGCCAGCGUCGAGGACAUUGGCUACACGCUUCUGGCCAUUGUUCGAGACCCGGUGGAGGACCUGAAGGAAGCUCUCGCGUCGAAUCUUGCCUCAAUGAAGGAACUUGAGGGGAAAGAGGGGGUGGAGGGGCAGAGGGAGGCCCUGGAAGCGGAACAACUCCGCAUUCAGGCUAGCAUUUCGGAGGAAGAGUGGGAACUAGAGGAAGAAGAGGCGAAAGUAAAGGCGCGGAGGCACGACUACGUGCCACUGGUGGACGCUUGGGUGAGAGAGUUAGCGGGAAAGGGGGUGUUGAAGGAGCUGUUAGAGGGGGACGCUUAG
Molecule: messenger RNA, 1062 nt
Organism: Mytilinidion resinicola
Lineage: Eukaryota; Fungi; Ascomycota; Dothideomycetes; Mytilinidiales; Mytilinidiaceae
Product: ubiquitin carboxyl-terminal hydrolase
Exons: 2
Coding region: 1-1062 (353 amino acids)
Biological process (GO): protein deubiquitination; ubiquitin-dependent protein catabolic process
Cellular component (GO): cytoplasm
Molecular function (GO): cysteine-type deubiquitinase activity
Source: RefSeq, a predicted model, not a curated record